This is a messenger RNA of Falco peregrinus (peregrine falcon), 4198 nucleotides long. RefSeq names its product histamine H3 receptor-like. The record is from RefSeq and is a predicted model, not a curated record. Gene Ontology annotation, molecular function: histamine receptor activity. Gene Ontology annotation, biological process: adenylate cyclase-activating adrenergic receptor signaling pathway. Bases 315 to 1562 code for a protein of 415 amino acids. The transcript has 3 exons. Gene Ontology annotation, cellular component: membrane. NCBI's taxonomy places the organism in Eukaryota, Metazoa, Chordata, Aves, Falconiformes, Falconidae.
CUUGGAGGGAGGGAGGGAGGGAGGAAAGCAAGACAGAAUCUCAAAUCAGCCCUCCUGACCUCCCCAGAUAAGGAUCAGGUUGCAUAAAACCCCUGUGUUUUAAAAUAUGAAAUUGAAAACCUGCAUAUUUCUUACUAGUAAUUCUUUUAGAGAUACACAUAUUUUAAAAAUCUUAGGAAAACUAGAUUUAUCUAGCAUCAGAACCUUUCAACUUUUUCCCCUCCUGAGUAAUUUUUUUUUUUUUUUUUUUUAAUGUUUUUGGCUCGUUCUGUACAUGGUCCUUUGAAUCUCAGCCUUUUGGAUAACUCUGCCAGAUGCAAUUUUCUCCCCAGGCUGAGCUGACCUGGAUACGCAACAUGCACAACAGCAGCGCUGAAACCCCGCACACAGCGGGCAGCUGUAACGUGACUUUGCCCACACAGCCCCCGAGCUCCGAGUUUUCGCUGGGCGUGUUGGUGCUGCUGGCUUUCCUCAUGGUGUUGCUAGCUCUGGUCACCAUCCUUGGGAACAUCCUGGUAAUCCUUGCUUUCAUCAUGGACAGGAACCUCAGGCACCGGUGUAACUAUUUCUUCCUCAAUCUUGCCAUUUCUGACUUUGCAGUGGGUGCGUUCUGUAUGCCUUUGUACAUCCCUUAUGCCCUGACAGGGACGUGGCACUUGGGAAGAGGCCUGUGCAAGCUCUGGCUAGUUAUGGACUAUCUCCUGUGCACAGCUUCAGUGUUUAGCAUCGUCCUUAUCAGCUACGACCGUUUCCUGUCAGUUACAAAAGCUGUAUCUUACAGAGCCCGGCAGGGAAUAACUUCCAACCCUGUCAUCAAGAUGGUGGCCACCUGGGUCUUUGCCUUCCUUCUCUACUGCCCAGCGAUCCUCUUUUGGGAGCACGUGGCCGGACACAGCGUGGUAGCGCCGGAUCAGUGCUACGCCGAGUUCUUUGACAACUGGUACUUUCUCUUGUGCGCGUCCACCCUGGAGUUCUUUGUGCCGCUGCUCUCGGUGACCUACUUCAACGUGCACAUCUUCCACAGUAUCCAGAGGCGCCAGCGGCACGGCAGCACGCAGGACUGUGAGCCUCCAAGGAGCAGCAGCUUGUCCUGGAGAUUUUGCUUCUUGCCAAGGCCAGAAGCAUCGUCUCAGUCGGAAGCAGAGGACAGUGUUUCGUCAUUAAGAAGGUCAUGGAGACCAGCAGUGAUGGCUAUCCGCCCAUCUCCAACACAAACCAGCCCCACAGCUCUCAAAAAGGACUUUUCUGUUUCUUUCCGUUCAAGAACUGGGUCAAAACUGCAGCAGGACAAGAAAAUAGCAAAGUCGCUUGCCAUAAUUGUGUGUGUGUUUGCCAUUUGCUGGGCCCCGUACACUUUACUGAUGAUUAUUCGUGGGGCCUGUCAAGGGAAGUGCAUCCAUAGCUCCUUGUAUGAAACAACCUUUUGGCUUUUGUGGAUCAAUUCCUCUCUGAACCCAUUUCUCUACCCUCUCUGUCAUAUGAGGUUUCAAAUGGCUUUCAUGAAAAUAUUAUGUCCCAAAAAAUUUGCAACAUUGAGAUCAUGCAACACAUCUUUUUUUUAGAGUUAAAAUAAAUUAACUUACAGAUAAGGUUCCUCUCCUCUUUAGUGCUAAUUUUUCACAUGUAUCUUCAAUAGAAAUAGAGAAAAAACUUUUGUUUAGUAAUGGCAUUAGUUAAGAGAGCAGCAGAGGUAUGUAUUUGCCUGAUUUUGCUAGUUUUCAGGAUCUUGGUUUUGUUUUUGCUGAUACAAUGCCAGGCUAAACACCAUCUAGUGCAAUGAAAAGAAUAACAAACUUUGCUGGAUGUUCUUCUUGGUUUGUGGGUUUGAGGUAUCUUUUUGUUUGUUUGUUUUUAACUUUUUUUUUAUAUAAAGCUGGCACUAUGAAAGAACUCUUCUAUAGAUAUCACCAUAGAGAUUCAUUGGAGCGAGAUUCCUGUUUGUGUGUGUUGAGUUAAAAUAAAUUUAUGUCCUAUUUGUGAAAGUAAAGCUAUCAGUGAAGAAGCAGUUCUGCUCUGUUUUUGAAAGGAGCAGUACAAUUUCAUUUUAAAAAACAUUAUGAAGACAAGAUAGUGUCCUGUAGUCAUAAUUCCCACAGUGAGCAAUAUGCAAGUGAAUGGAUUGCCUAAUCUGGCAUAUCUGUCCUUUUCCAAUUUUAAUAUAGUUCAUAUCUGGUGUUGCAGGAUGCAGUACACAUUGUUAGUAAUUCUGGUUGAUUUACAGAGGAAGAAAGUUUCCAUGGUAAAGGAAUUUCAAGAUUGUUUAUCAAAAUUGUCACAGGCAUAAAUGGUUGUUACUCUUUUCACCAGUGCUGUCUUUUCUCCUGACAGUGGCUGCCUCUUUGGUCAUGCUUAAAUGAUGUUUAAUGCCAGAUCUGUGCAGUAUUUGAUUUCCUAAAAGGUAGGCUGGGCUUGGGCACCUGAUCACAUUCCUUUUGAAUUAGCAGGGCAAGCAAUACAGAGUUCAUACUGGAUUUAUGAUUUUGGCUGGCUGUGCGAGAAUAAACAAUACCCUCUCAGGUGUAAAGCUUUGCAAGUGCAAAGAUAUUCCAUCAAAACGUCUGGAACAAAUUUGAACUGACAGAGUGAUUUAUACACUAGGUCAGUUCUUUGUGUCCCGUUACUGUGACAUUAUAUGGAUUUUCUCUGCCACUGAACCAGUAUCAAGCUAGACGUUUUCUAUCACUGAAGAGGGGCCAUAUUCACUGCUUGAGAAUGGGAUUCACAGAGGUCUGAAAGUUGACACAGAGGUGUCUUAAGCAGCUUUUAAUAAACAAAGCAGUUGAAUAUGCAGGGCUGAAAGCAGUGGGUAGAUAUGUUGGAGAAGGCAAUGGAGCUUGAUUAUAACCCAUUCCAUGUACUAAACUUUCUUACCUUGUGUUGUGUGUUGCAACUCGCCCAGAAAGCUUUCAUGGAUGGGUAAGUAAGAGUCGCUGGUUAAACAUUUUUUCCUCUCCUUUUACAUAUUUUUUUCCUCUUUGUAUGUAGAAAUGUAUGAAAUAUGGGAAGAGAAAUCUAAUGCACAGAACAAUGACGAGCAAUAGUCAAUUUAUAUAGUACUUUUAAUCUAAUUUGAAAUUGGCUGUGGAAGUGUUGCAAAAGCAGAGUACUCCAUUGCAAGCACAUUUCAAAUGCAUGUAAGCAGCUUAAUCAUAGCAUAAAAGUUGAUGGCUUUGAGGAGCUAAAAUGCUAUUCUGUUCAGAGGUCUGGAACGGAAUGCUUCUCUUGCCAGUUUUCACACUGCUGGAAGAUUAUCUUAGACCAUUCAUUCUUGUUACGCUUCCUUGCCUCACAUGGAUAGUGUUAGGGAUUGUGAGCCUCGUUGCUAAGAAAGGUACAGCUUCAGGGGGAGGUCAUUGAUUCAGCACAGCUGAGGUGCUGGCAUAGAUUUUGUGGGGUUUGUUUUUCUGUGAGGCUUAAAAAACCCAAACACACGUGCACAUUUAAAACAUUUACAGAAUAGCUGGUGUACUGAAUAAACAUCUGUUAAACAGGGAAGCUGAAGGUGGGCCCCAAAUGGAGAAGUAUGUGAGUUGUCUGCUUUUCUAUCCCUACACUUCUAGUGUGAAAAUAGAGUUUGCAUUUUAUGAUUAAAGAGUGUGGUGUUUACUUUGGGAAAGUGCCCUACAAAAUUGACUAGGUAAACUGUAUCCACAUUUUGCAGUGCUGGAAAACUAGUUUGUCAGGGAGUUUGUCACAGAGCACAAUGUGCAGCAAGUUUGAAACUGCAUAGCGAAGCUACUAGAGAUCAAUGUUUUUGAUGUUCUAUAUCACACAGACAGUGUUCAAACUGUUUUGUCACACCACUCUUGUACAUUUGAAGAACUUUACAUUGUAUUUUUCUAAUUGUUGAAAGUUUUGCUUAAUGCUCCCAGGAUAAGUCAAGCACUCAGUUGCUGUGCUCACAGCAUUAAAGCUGUCUUGUUCAAGUGGCAUCCUAAGUCUUCCCUCUGUUGGACAUUUUGCAGGGUUAUGGUAAGAUGCUUGUUCAGCAUUUGUUCUUGGGCAUACUUUUCAUGCACUGACACAUGGAAUUUGCUUGCCAAAGCAAUUUCCAAUCCAAGUCUCUCUGUCCACUCACUCAUCCAUUUCACCAUUUCAUGUCCUUGAAUUUUCUUCUGCCUUUGCAGACAUCCAAUAGGUCUUGUAAAUACAGGAUGACAGUUAGGUUUAACUCAAACCACAGCAGUAUUUUUCUAAC